Messenger RNA from Colletotrichum karsti, 1812 nucleotides. RefSeq names its product multicopper oxidase. Gene Ontology annotation, biological process: cellular response to iron ion starvation; reductive iron assimilation. The coding region runs from base 1 to 1812 and encodes 603 amino acids. Gene Ontology annotation, cellular component: high-affinity iron permease complex. Gene Ontology annotation, molecular function: copper ion binding; ferroxidase activity. The record is from RefSeq and is a predicted model, not a curated record. The transcript is spliced from 4 exons. NCBI's taxonomy places the organism in Eukaryota, Fungi, Ascomycota, Sordariomycetes, Glomerellales, Glomerellaceae.
AUGGCCUUCUCAUCUUCAAGCUCGGCCUUCAUGGCCCGGCUCACGGCCUUGAUGCUGCUCAUGACGCCCGCGCUGGCAAAGACCAUCACCCUCGACUGGAACAUCACAUGGGUCACCUCCAACCCAGACGGCCAGUUCGAAAAGCCAACGAUCGGUGUCAACGGAAAAUGGCCGCUCCCGCUCAUCGAGGCCACCAAGGGCGACAGACUCGUUCUCACCGUCAACAACCAGCUGGGCACCGAGAGCACCAGUCUUCACUUUCACGGCAUGUUCCAAAACGGGACGAACCACAUGGACGGUGCCGUCGGCGUAACUCAGUGCGCCAUUCCUCCCGGAAAGUCAUUCACAUACGAUUUCAAGUUCGAUCAAACAGGCACCUACUGGUACCACGCCCACAACGACGGCCAGUACCCCGAGGGCCUGCGCGGCCCCGUGGUCAUCCACGAUCCCAAGGGCCCUUACGAGGGCAAGUAUGACGAGGAGCUGAUCAUCACUUUCUCGGACUGGUACCAUCAGUCGACGAGGUCUCUCAUAAAGGAGCUCAUCAGCGUCGAGAAUCCCACCGGCGCCGAGCCCGUCCCGAACUCGGCUCUCAUGAAUGACACCCAGAACCUGCAGGUGAAAGUCCAGCCCGGGAAGACCUAUCUCAUUCGCAUGGUCAACGUCGGUGCAUUCGCGUCCCAGUACAUCUGGUUCGAGGGCCACCAGAUGCGCGUCGUCGAGGUCGACGGCGUCUGGACCGAGGAGGCCGACGCUGACAUGCUGUACAUCACCCCGGCGCAGCGCUGCAGCAUCCUUUUGACUACCAAGAAGCAUGCGUCUGAGAAUUUUGCCAUCGUCGGUUCCAUGGACGAGGAGCUGUUUGAUGUCAUCCCCGAUGGCCUCAACUCCAACGUUACCGGCUGGUUGGUUUAUGACGACAAGAAGCCCCUGCCCGAGCCUACUCCCGUUGAUGAUUUUGACGCUGCGUUUGAUGACUUUGACCUUGUUCCGGUUGAUAAGAAAGAGCUCUACGACAAGGUCGACUACUCUUUCAGCUUCACCGUCAAGAUGGACAACCUGGCUGAUGGUGCCAACUACGCCUUCUUCAACGACAAGACCUACGUCGCCCCCAAGGUCCCCUCCCUGUACACGGCCCUGACAGUCGGCGACAAGAACGCGCUGAACCCGCGCGUCUACGGCACGAACACCAUGACCCACGUCCUCAGGCACAACGAGGUGAUCGAGAUCGUCCUCAACAACGAGGACGACGGCAAGCACCCCUUCCACCUCCACGGCCACCAGUUCCAGGUGGUCCACCGCUCCGACGAGGACGCCGGCGCCUUCUCCAACGACAGCGCCCCCGCCCUCCCCCGGUACCCGAUGCGCCGGGACACCCUCGUCGUCGAGGGCAACGGCAACUUCGUCAUCCGCUUCAGGGCCGACAACCCGGGCGUCUGGCUCUUCCACUGCCACAUCGAGUGGCACAUGGACCAGGGCCUGGUCGCCACCGUCGUCGAGGCCCCCGAGGCCCUCCAGGGGCUCCGCAUCCCCGAGGGCCACCUGGACGCCUGCCGCGCGGGCGGGGUGCCGACGAGGGGCAACGCCGCGGGCAACGCCAGGGACGUGCUCGACCUGAGCGGCGAGAACAGGCCCGUCGGCCCCCUGCCCGAAGGAUUCACGGCCAAGGGCUACGUCGCCAUGUUUUUCAGCGUCGUGGCUGCCUUCCUGGGCCUGGCCGUCAUCUCAUGGUACGGCGUCAUCGAGUCUGACAACAAGGAGAGCCGUCUCGAGGACGACGCCGCGGCCGAGUCCCGAGACCGAGAUGAAUGA